UUGCGUCUCGCAUAUUCGUGGCUUCUGUGGACAUGUUAGCAAUCCAGUAGCCCAGCGUUUGCCAAGUGGUUUAGAGGUCAUCUGACAAAUCUUUUUACGCCGCCGAAUCGCUCUGAUUCAGAAAGCAGGCUCGUUUCUCCUGCGGUGGUUUGGAAAUUCGCGCCCUCCUCUGGUCCAGGUCCAGGUGCUUGGGAAGCAGGUGGCCAGGACAGGAGGCGGUGUAGGCCCGCCGGUGCGGUGAUAAACCCAAAGACUGAACCUGCAGACCAAGUGCAAAGUAGAAACUGAAAGUACACCGCCGGCGGAUCCUACGGAAGUUAUGGAAAAGGCAAAGCGCAGAGCCUGGCCGCGGUGUGUGCCGCCCCCCCCGGGAUGGCUGAAACAGCAGGCGCGGCGAGGGUGAGAGGAACCAGCUGCAGAGAUCGCCCUACCGGGCAACCGCUGUCUGCGACUCCGCGGAAGACCGGGUCCUGGGAGUGACCAUGGGCGGUGAGAACUUGCUCCUGCUGCAGUUGCGGUCAUCAUGACUACGCCCCCCUCCCGCGGACCAUGUUCCAUGUUUCUUUUAGGUAUAUCUUUGGAAUUCCUCCAUUGAUCCUUGUUCUGUUGCCAGUAGCAUCAUCUGAUUGUGAUAUUGAAGGUCAAGAUGGCAAAGAAUAUGAGAGCGUCCUAAUGAUCAGCAUCGAUGAGUUAUUGGACAGCAUGAAAGAAAUUGGUAGCAAUUGCCUGAAUAAUGAAUCUAACUUUUUUAAAAAACAUUUAUGUGAUGAUAAUAAGGAAGGUACGUUUCUAUAUCGUGCUGCUCGCAAGUUGAAGCAAUUUCGUAAAAUGAACAACAGUGAUGAUUUUGAUCACCACUUAUCAAUGGUUUCACAAGGCACAUUAAAACUGUUGAGCUGCGCCAGCAAGGUUAAAGGAAGAAAAUCGCCUCCCCUGAGUGAAGCCCAACCAACAAAGAAUUUGGAAGAAAAUAAAUCUUUAAAGGAACAGAAAAAACAGAAUGGUUUGUGUUUCCUAAAGAGACUAAUACAAAAGAUAAAAACUUGUUGGAAUAAAAUUUUGAGAGGCACUAAGGAACACUGAAAAAUAUGGAGUGGCGAUAGAGAAACAUAUGAACUUUACUUGCAUCCUCCAAGAAUCUAUCUGCUUAUGCAAAUUUUUUUGGAGUAGAAUGCCUUCUGGAAGUUACUGAAUGCAUCCUGGUAAAAAUGGAUUAGAGCAAUUGAGAAAUCCAUAUUGUACUACUAGAAGAUGGAUACAAACGAUGGAAACUGAAUGCUGCAAUCAACAAACUAUUUCAUAUGUAUGUGGACGUAUAUCAAUCGGUAUUAAUUCUUUACUGAGUUUCGUAAGACAAUUCAUAUAAGUUAUCAGUUGCAAUAAUACUUUUCAAACCUGUUUGAAUAUUUCAGGAGAAGACAUCAAAUCUAUGAAGUAUGUAUAGGUUACA
Lemur catta (Ring-tailed lemur) is the source of this 1450-nucleotide messenger RNA. RefSeq names its product interleukin 7 (gene IL7). Lineage: Eukaryota; Metazoa; Chordata; Mammalia; Primates; Lemuridae. The record is from RefSeq and is a predicted model, not a curated record. Bases 550 to 1083 code for a protein of 177 amino acids. The transcript is spliced from 6 exons. Gene Ontology annotation, cellular component: extracellular region. Gene Ontology annotation, biological process: immune response. Gene Ontology annotation, molecular function: growth factor activity; interleukin-7 receptor binding.